Messenger RNA from Chara braunii, 3863 nucleotides. The record is from the annotation of a GenBank genome assembly. Lineage: Eukaryota; Viridiplantae; Streptophyta; Charophyceae; Charales; Characeae.
CCGGACCCACUUUCGGAUACGUCGAGGGUUGGGCGUUCUGGGAACGCCGGACCCCCUUUCAGAAACGAGGGUUGGGGUGUCUGUCGUCUAGGGAACGCCGGACACCUUUUGUGAAAUGACGGUCGGGGGUCGGGCGUUCGGGGUACGCCGGACCUCCUUCCAGAAACGACGGUGGGGAGACGAGGGUCUGGGAAUCGGCCGUUUUCGAUAUGCCGGACGCCCUCGGUGUGCGGAGGGUGGGAGUUCGGGUGUUUCCAGAACGUCAAAGAUCUACAACAACAAACCAUGGGCUCUGGACUGGGUUGGUGGUCUGCAUAAGCCUGGGUGUGGGGCCGUUGUCUUUUUGAGCGACGACAAUGGUGCGACGUGGUACUGCUGUUUGGGUGUUGAGAAAUCUGAGAGCGCCAGGAACACCUACGACGGGAGGUCGUCCAGGACCUUCUUUCUUACGUCAGUUUUCGACAAGGAUGGGAAAAAUUGGGUCAAGGAAGACAAGAAGGUUGGCCUUGACUUGCGGCUCUUUCAACGCUAUGGCGUCAAGGCUUUCUCCAUGAAAGUGUUUGACGCGAGCGGGGACGGCGCCGAGCUUCGCAUGCUCACUGCGGAACAAUUCCUCAGUAGAACGAACGGCUACCGCGUCACUGGCUGCCUUCCUGUCGUCGACAGUUCCUUGGAGCUCACCAAGCCGUUGGAAGGUGCGACUGCCCUGAUUGAGCAAAACGAGGAUAAGGAAGAUGGGGGAAGCUGCGGUCCACGUGAAGACGGCGGUGAUUACGAGUACAUGGACGUAGGGGAUGAGAACAUGCAGGACCAGAACAUGCUUGGCGAUGACGACGUCGGUAUCACAUCGGAGCAUGGCCUUGGCGACAUCCCCGCCGGUUCUGUGGGGCCGACUGUUGGUCAGCAGUUGUCGUCCCCUGCGAUAUGCCAUUCGCAAGGCGGGAGUCAGGGUGGGCAUGACUCGCAGGAGCACGGAGGAUCGAAGUCGAGGAAAAAAACAAGAAAAACUUCUCCUUCUGCUUCCGCUCACAAGAGGCAAUCGAGGACUGGCGCUGUAAAUGAGGCUUGUGGAGCUCUGAUAGCAUCCCAGGAGGCGAGACCUCCACGGAAGAGCAGCCAGGGGGGAAGAUCUGGCGGUCGUGGCCGCGGCCAUGGUGGGGCAAGAAAAGGUAAGCAGAUAGUGAGGGCAGAAGAACUGCGGGACGCGGGAGAUGAGGGCGAGGGAGUGGGCCCUCGCAUGCUCGACGAUGGUGAUGAACCGCUUCAGCAAGCUGCACCCAUCGACACGACACGUAAUGCCAUCGAGAGUUCCAUCACCACGGAACCGGGGGCGUGGGAUAGGCCUGAGCUCGUGCUUGCGCCGGUUGACCGCAACGAAAUCGUCGGCGGGCAGGGAAGGCGGAUAACACCGACCAAAUUCUUCGAAAGAGACUCCUCGGAGUUCGAUUGGUAUGCUGUCUGUGGUCAGCAUACGAUCGAGGUGAUGAAGAUAUUGGUAAAAAAGGGUUCUCCGGCAGUCGAUGUCUAUGGCCUUCGCGCGUACUCUAAGGUGCGGGUCGUCUAUUUUGGAGAUGACCAGACGCGAGGGUAUUUCAUUGUCUCUGCCUUCGACAACACGCGCGAAAAUCGGGCCAUGAUGUUGUCGUUCAAGGAUGCUGUCCGUGAUAUGAGACAAUGGUGGAUCGAUAACCACCGAAUCGAGGCCUCGAAAGACAAGGUCAGCGAUAAGGAUGCGGUCGUCGUUGCGCACCAAAAGAAGUGGCAAAAUUUCUUAAGGGCCUCCAUGGGGAAGGCAUGCGACAAGGCGUUCGUAAAGCAAGCGCUCGAGAAUGAGUACAGUAAGGAUUGGAGCAAUAAACUCCGUGGCUACAUGAACCUCGCCACAUCCACUGAGGUUGUGGCCGUCAUCCUUGACAUCUCCCCCGCUAACUUCUGCGUGACAUGGACCUCUCAAGAGUUCGACGCUCUGCACUCUAUGAUGACUAAGUGCUGUGGUGUUAAUUGGGUUCUUUUUGUCUUCGCACCGCAGAAGGUGCAAAGUGAUGUUCUGCGUUGCUUAUUCCGGUGGGAGGACAUCGAACUCAUCCUCGGGACCUGGAAACGGGUGGACAGGCCAUCGAAUGACAUCACGAGGUAUGGCAAUAUCGCUACGGCGAGUCGAGACAUGAUGGUCAUUGUCCUGCACGCGGAGGGAGGGGAUCUCAGAAAGGUCACGGUCGCACCCCACCUUGUUAAUGACCUCACAAACGUGCAUGUCGUGGAGGAGAAGUUCGGGAAGUGUUUGGGGAAACACGGUGGCAUAGAGGGCGAUAAAAGUGUGGUGUAUUCCAUCUGGGAGCGAGAGCCUGGCAAGUUGCGUUCGUUGUGCGGGUCAUUCGUCGAGGAGGCGGAAGGUGUGCUUUUAUUGGGUAGGGCGCACGCGGGUCUUGUGUGGGAAUUCUUACUGGCAGGGAAUAAUGUCAUUGUCUGUGACGAGUCGGCAAAGGACAUUGCAUACUUCACAAAGUUCAUCGAUAUACUUGUCAAGGACGACAGAUUCAACUGCCACGUCGAGAAACCGCGUUGCAAACAUCGCCCGAACAGGGACAUGUUGCACAAGUUGGGGCCUAAGAGGCUGAAGGUGUGGGAGUACCUGUUCCGCGAUAUGCCACAAGGACGGCUUGACGGGAAAUAUAUAUACAGGAAAGCAAAGGCAACAGAGACCCUCAAACAUUAUCACGGUGCUCUCACUGGUGCCUUUGAGACUUUUGUUGCUCGAUGCGAGAUCCUCAAGUUCGAUCUUCGCAAAGACAAAUUGACGUCCAAGGACUACGCGGAGCUCGCGAAAUCGGGCGAUGGCUUUAACUCCGUCGACAGCGAGGAAGAUUCUUCGGACUCCGACCUCGAACUGGGCGAGGACACAUGUGCUGAGGUUCCACGCGGUGGAAUGGUGCAAGCCCACGAUGACGGAACUGUCCAUUCGCACGGAGGGUCCAUCCCGGUGGCCGCCCCAAGCGUCGCCUCAAUGGUGGCCCCGUCGGAGACUACUGCAUUGCAAGACGUUGGAAGAUGCGGUGGCAAUGAAGAAGACGACAUUGAGAUACCAGGCGAGGCGUCGAUGCUCGCACUAGGCGAUGCAAUUCCUCCAGGCUACUGGCAGAGCGAGGCCGCCAUCAAAGCCAAGGCCGAAGAAUUGUUUCAUGUCUUGCGCGACAAUCGGCAACUGGAGUACAACAACAAAUUUUAUGCCCUGCGCUCGAGUCCCUCACGCGGGUCAAUCAACUGGAAGGUUGAUCAAACCGCCAGAACCUUGGAGGGGAGCUGCUCUCAUGAUUUCAUGCCUUCGGCUGAGCCGGCUUCUGUGGCCGCGCAAGCAGGGCACAUGGAAGAUGACGGGACUACUGUUGUCGGGCCUCAAGAGGUUGACAUCACGUCUAAGCCGCAAAUAUUGGAAAAAUCCAUCUCGGUCGCCGCGGCACAAUCGUCCCCACCCAUCGAUGUGUCAACGACAUUGCCGCCAGAUGCAAGUGCCACGUACGGGAGUUUAUUGAUAACAAAUGCUGCAAUGCAAGGCAGAUCCGAGAUCGAGUCAGAGUCUGAUGUUGGGCCGAGCGUGGCGGAGAGUCAGUUGCAACCGUCUUUAUGCACUGGCAAAGGUGAUGCACAAUCACCGCUGACACCACAGGGAGGGGCCGGUGCGGAUGGCGGGAAGGGAGGGGAUGUGGAGGGAAUGCACCGUUCUCGCAACCUCGACACCUUAACCGCUGAUAUUGAUUAAAAGGGUGAGGGUGGGUGAGGCAGGAGGGGUGUAAUUUGAGGGGGAGAAUCCAGUGAUAUGAUUACAACUUCACCUCUGCCUUGUUGAAUGAAAUUGUGUAAUUGAC